This is a messenger RNA of Microthlaspi erraticum, 1389 nucleotides long. Lineage: Eukaryota; Viridiplantae; Streptophyta; Magnoliopsida; Brassicales; Brassicaceae. The record is from the annotation of a GenBank genome assembly.
AUGAAGCUGAUGAUGAAUCGUUCCCUGGUCCUACUCCUAUUCUACGCCCUCACUGUUCCUUCUCUAGCGUCAGGCAAAGUGAUUCUCAUGAGGAACAACACCACUCUCUCUUUCGAUGACAUCGAAGCUAAUUUCGCCACGUCAGUGAAGGCCACAGGUGAAAUUGGAUUACUUGAUGUCGCUGAGCCACUCGACGCUUGCGAAAAUCUGAUCAACAAACCGAAACAGAGCACAAACGAAACUUCCCCUUUCGUCUUGAUCAUAAGAGGAGGUUGCAGUUUCGAAGACAAAGUGAGAAGAGCGCAGAGAGCUGGCUUCAAAGCUGCCAUUAUCUAUGACAACGAAGACCGUGGAAUCUUAAUUGCAAUGGCAGGAAACUCCGGCGGAAUCAAGAUCCAUGCGGUGUUCGUAACAAAAGAAACAGGAGAGAUCUUGAGAGAGUAUUCGACUUUCUCGGAUACGAAACUCUGGUUGAUUCCGAGCUUCGAGAACUCUGCGUGGUCGAUCAUGGCGGUUUCGUUCAUCUCCCUGCUCGCAAUGUCGGCUGUUCUCGCCACUUGUUUCUUCGUCCGGAGGCACCGGAUAAGAAGACGAACGACGUCGAGACGUGUCCGCGAGUUCCACGGCAUGAGCCGUCGCUUGGUGAAGGCAAUGCCGAGUCUUUUGUUCACCGAAGUACACGAAGACAACACAACCGCCUUCGCUUGCGCUAUCUGCCUCGAAGACUACAAUGUCGGUGACAAGCUCAGACUCCUACCUUGCUGCCACAAGUUUCAUGCUGUUUGUGUUGACUCGUGGUUAACAUCAUGGAGAACGUUCUGUCCUGUGUGCAAGCGUGACGCGAGGACGAGCAACGGAGAGCCGCCGGAUUCGGAAAGCACGCCGUUGCUCUCGUCCGCUUCGUCGUCUUUCCGGUCUUCUUCCGCGGUGUCUUCAUUCAGAUCAACAUCAGCGAUGGUGAUCGGUCCUUCGAUCGGAUCAAUACCAACUUCGAUCUCUUUCUCACCAGCACACGCAAGCUCGUCUUACGUAAGACAGUCCUUCCGGUCUUCGUCUCUCCGGCGGUCUCCUCCGAUAAGCGUAAGUCGAAGCUCAGUGGAUCUAAGACAACAAGGAGGAGGUGGAGGAGGAGGUGGUGGUUCUCCGUCGCCGUCGCAGAGAUCGUACAUUUCUCAUAUGGCUUCUCCGCAGUCACUUGGUUACCCGAGUGUAUCGCCUCUCAACGCGCGGUAUAUGUCGCCGUAUAGGCCUAGCCCGAGCAAUGCGUCGCCUGGAUUAGCCGGUUCGUCGUCGAAUCAUUAUCCGUCGUUGUUCCAUACGCUUCGUUACAGUGAAUCAGCUGGGACUUUCUCUCCUUACGCCUCUGCAAACUCGCUCCCUGACUGUUGA